Molecule: messenger RNA, 420 nt
Organism: Haemonchus placei
Lineage: Eukaryota; Metazoa; Nematoda; Chromadorea; Rhabditida; Trichostrongylidae
Source: the annotation of a GenBank genome assembly
CAGUAUUCAAUUUUGCCAAAACGAGCAAUGGUUCCCAUGUUUAACCUUUCUAAACUCCCUUUCCUCUUAAGAUCCACAUGCUUUGCAUGUGUGUUUUUCAAAACAAUUUGCAUCACCAUAUUCCCAUCAUUGUUGAUCGAACGUUUCUUCGCUUCAUAUUACAUCGAUGAUUAUGAGACAAAAUCACGAUUAUGGGUGGCGAUAAUAGCAGUUUUGUCAGCAUGUAUUCUCUCCUUGUUGUGUUUCGUAUUCUCGUUCGUGUUCCUAUCAUUGCAUCGUCUUGUGCUUUCUGACUUUGAUGAUCAGAGAUUUCAAAAUCUCGCAAGAUUUGAGCUCCACCCUACCAACAUUUCUUCGAUAGUGCCACAUGCGGUGUGUCCUUGCAAUUGUUUCCUCGAGAGAUCUUUUCUUUUCUCUUAG